Molecule: messenger RNA, 333 nt
Organism: Eufriesea mexicana
Lineage: Eukaryota; Metazoa; Arthropoda; Insecta; Hymenoptera; Apidae
Product: venom allergen 5
Exons: 4
Coding region: 1-333 (110 amino acids)
Source: RefSeq, a predicted model, not a curated record
AUGGGAUAUAUUAUACCGGAUGUAUAUAUAGGGUAUACAAGAAAUUUUCGUAAACCUAGUGUUAAGCAGUUCGACACUGAUGGCGCCAGAUGCGCGAACCUCGAGCACGUAGACCUGAACGAGAGGGAUAUCGAGACCAUACUCCAUUGGCACAACGUUUAUCGUAACACUGUGGCGAACGGGGAUGAGGAACGAGGAAAUCCGGGCCCGCAACGCCCAGCGAAGUUCAUGAUGGAGUUGAUCUGGGAUGACGAACUUGCCCAUAUCGCGAGACGAUGGGUGGUGCAGUGCAACCUCCUCGAGAAAGAUCAGUGCAGAGACGUUGGCAAGUAA